Molecule: messenger RNA, 1788 nt
Organism: Penicillium roqueforti
Lineage: Eukaryota; Fungi; Ascomycota; Eurotiomycetes; Eurotiales; Aspergillaceae
Product: RAD52 DNA repair protein RADC
Exons: 6
Coding region: 1-1788 (595 amino acids)
Biological process (GO): DNA recombinase assembly; double-strand break repair via single-strand annealing; mitotic recombination
Cellular component (GO): nucleus
Source: RefSeq, a predicted model, not a curated record
AUGCCAGCCGUUGGUGACCAGCAUCGGGGUAAUGCAGGAUCUAUAAUGAUGCCGAACGCUACAGGAGCCGCUAAAGCAAACCCAUUUGAGGAACCCCAACGCCGCAUCAGUGAAUACACCGCACAGGAAAUUGCAACACUACAAGCGCGUCUUGAUAAGAAAUUGGGACCCGAAUACAUCUCUGCGCGACCUGGUGCAGCGGGGCAAAAAGUGCACUAUCUCUCCGCGGACAAAUGCAUUAAUCUCGCGAAUGAAGUGUUUGGAUUCAAUGGCUGGUCCAGUUCGAUUCAGACGAUUCAGAUUGAUUUUGUUGAGGAAAAUCAGAACACAGGCAAGAUCAGCCUGGGACUUUCAGUCAUCAUGAGAGUGACCUUGAGAGAUGGAACAUUUCAUGAGGAUAUUGGCUACGGACAUAUCGAGAACUGCAAAGGCAAGGCCGCAGCGUUUGAGAAGGCCAAGAAAGAAGGCACAACAGAUGCUUUGAAACGUGCAUUGAGGAACUUUGGCAACGUGCUAGGUAACUGUAUCUAUGACAAAGAUUAUGUGGCCAAGGUGACCAAAGUCAAGGCAGCGCCUGGACGAUGGGACGUUGAAAAUCUCCACCGUCACCCGGACUUCGCGCCACUUAAGAAACCGCUGCCUCCACCCAAGCAAGUACCCGAAGAGGAUGAUCUACCCCUCCCUGGUCCGCCACAUCAAGCGAGAGGAAAUAAUUCUGGGAAUAAUGUUUCUUUUGAUGGAGAUGGAGAGUUUGGCAGUGACCUCUUUGAUGAAGCCGAUUUCGGGGUAGCUGAUACCGAUAUGGGCAAUCCUGAUGAGAUCGUAAUAGACACAGAGAUUCUUCGAGAACAGCAGCGUACCGUGCCAACGAACGGUCCAGCGCCUCAGCGAGGACCGCCUGUUCGAGCAGGAUUUAACCCCGCUGUUGUAACACCAUCAAAACCAGAGCGAUGGAACGGCGCGGGCCAAGCAGGACGACCUAAUCCCUCAAAUGUGCGACAGAACCAAUCUACUAUGCCGUCUCCAGCUGCGGUACAAGGUCGACCAAUGGCCGCUCAAGGUCCUGCUCAAAAUCUUGCGAACCCUAGACCAUCAGUCCCACCACAGCAACCAGUUGGUCAGCAUCCUCCACACAAAAACAUCGUCCAGCCUCCGACUCAAAAGGAAACCGGCCCCGGCGGCUUUCAGAAAACCGAGGACAUGAACCCACCACCGCAAGGCACACCGUCAACGGGUUUCUUUUCUGCAAGAGCAGUGGACCUUCUCCGUGAAAAUCCAAACUCCGUCCCGUCGGGCGUACCUCAAUUCGAUCCACAUGCUGAGAGUCCCUCCAUCCGCAAAACCGCUGGUGUAGACCACAGCAAAAGCAUUCCUAUUCCUAGGCCGAUGCUGUCGAGCGCCUCCCCAGCACCCACCAUUAAUAAAAAUAAUGCAACACGCGAUUUUGUCAAUCCCGCAACGGAUCUGCAGCGCAGAAUCGGUGCUCCUGGUGGUGGGGUUAGCAGUCCGGUCGGCAGAGGCCCUUCUGUCUCAUCGUAUCGACCAUUGACCCGGCCCAACCUUGACCAAAGGAACGUUUCCAACCCUGCCAUGAUGAACCGAGGCAGUAUGCCACCCCAGAAUAACCUCAACGGAAAACGGCCUCCAUUAGUGGACGUCACCAAUGCCGAUGGAACAGCUGGCGCACAUCAAGGGGUCCCGGCACUGGGUCCAAACGACCCAAAACGGCCUCGAGUCUCAGGUGCUGACCCUGGGCCUUCUUCUGGGCCUCGCCCACUAGCCCAGUAA